AUGUCUGACGAGCCGACCACCAGCGGCCAAUCUGCGCCCAACGCGAACGAGGAGGUGGAUAAGAAGGUUGACGAGACCUCAACCGAAGCUGGAGCUUCUGAGGCGCCCGCUGCCACUGCUGACGACGCGAAACCUUCCGAGUCUGAGGCAGCUGCCAAGGAUACCGCCGAAGAGGAGAAGAAGGAAGAGUCCAAGUCUGCCGAUUCUGAGACCAAAGACGCGGAAUCUGGGGACAAGCCCGACGAGUCUUCCAAAGCCGAAGACGCAGACGUCGAGAUGAAGGACGCGACCGAGACAAAGGAGGCCUCUGAGCCUGGCGCCGACGCUGAGAAAGAGCCCGCGGCUGAUGCUGCUGACGCCGCUGAUGCGACAGGUGACAAGGGCAAGUCGCGUCGCAGGUCGUCGGGAGUCCCGGAGCACAAGGGCAAGAAGCUAAGCAAGAAGGCUUCCAAGGCUAAGCUCUCACACAAGGACGCGAAGCCGGGUGACCAUUUCCUCGUAAAGCUCAAGGGAUACCCCCAAUGGCCCGUCAUCAUCUGCGACGAGGAGAUGCUCCCCGAGACACUCCUUAAGACCCGUCCUGUCACUGCCAAGCGUGCAGACGGCACGUAUCGCGAAGACUUUGCGGAUGGCGGCAAGAGACAGAAUGAUCGCUCCUUCCCCGUCAUGUAUCUCCGCACGAAUGAGUUCGGCUGGGUUCCCAACUCUGCUCUUCAGGAGCUUACUGCCGAGAGGGCCACCGAGUUGCUCACCGACAAGGUCAAGAAGGUUGAGCUGAGGGAUGCCUUUGAGCUUGCCAUUGAGCAGAACCCGCUCGAGCACUACAAGGAAGAACUGCAAAAGUACCAGGAGGAACUUGCUCAGAAGCAGGCUGCCAAGGAAGCCAGAGAAGCAGCGAAGAAGACGAAGAAGAAGGCCCCAGCGAUCAUCGAGGAUGAAGAUGACGACGUCGACAUGGCUGACGCUGCCGAUGAGGAGGUCGCACCCACCCCAAAGGAGAAGUCCAAAUCUAAGAAGCGUAAGGCCGAAGAUGAGGCCGCCAGCACCCCGGCACGAACGGAGUCCGCGAAGAAGCCCAAGAUCAAGCUCAACACCUCCUCUACCCCGAAGACGACAAACGGAACUGCCACUCCGAAGUCCGCCAAAGAGUCAGCCGCGAAACCUGCAAAGACCAAGUCUUCGAAGAAGGAAGGCGAGAAGAAGGAGAAGGAGGCUCCCAAGGAGCCUGAGUUGACUGUCGAAGAGAAGCGCGCGCGCAAAGAGGCAAAACAGAAGGAGGUUCUUUUCCUUCGCCACAAGCUUCAGAAGGGCCUCCUUACCAGAGAUCAAGAGCCGAAGGAAGAGGAGAUGAAGAUGAUGUCGGACUACAUCACAAAGCUCGAGAGCUUCCCCGAUCUCGAAGUCGCCAUAAUCCGGGUCACGAAGAUCAACAAGGUUUUGAAGGCCAUCAUGAAGCUCGACUCUAUUCCCAAGGAAGAGGAGUUCAACUUCAAGACCCGAUCCCAGGUCUUGUUGGACAAGUGGAACAAGAUCCUGAGCGGUGGUGAGUCGACAGCAGCUCCUGCGGCAUCUGCGACGCCAGCUCCUACCAACGGUGUCAACGGCACUUCUGGAAAGGCCGCUGCAGAGACUAAGGAGAAAGAUACCCCUGCUGCCUCCAACGGUGUUAAGGAAGAGACCAAGGACGCCGGCAAGGCUGAGGAUGCCGAGAAGGAAACGAAGGACGAGAAAAAAUCCGACGACGAGAAGAAAUCCGAUGAUGAGAAGAAGUCCGAGGAGCCAGAGAAGGCGGAAGAAAAGGCCGAGAAGGCCGACGAGGAUGCCGAGAAGCCUGCUGAGGAGUCGGCACCUGCGGCCCCGGAACCGGCAGCCUAUAUCUUCCGCCCACAGGGCGAAGUAGCCAGGGCCGAUCGGCCAGCUAAGCGACGACGUGUAUCAAAAAAUGCCAUCACUGAAAGCGCCAAGGCCGCGCCUUCAACGACCUUCGUGCCGUCGCUGAACGGUGGCGAACUCGCUGAGUGUGUACAAUUGCGAGAAAAGCUGUUUGAGACGAGUUGGGCCCGAAUAGAGUCCAAGGUUCAGGGAAUUUUGCGUGAAGCAAAUUCGGCAACGUUAGACCAGGUGACUGCUUUCAUCCAGGAUCAAACUGGAUCACAGAAUAAGAUUCCAGCCGCUUUCGUGAUCACGGGACCCAACAUUGCUUCCCAAGACCUCCUCUUCGAACAGUUAUCAGAUGCGCUUCAGGAGAGCACGCGGAGCAAGUUCGUAAGACUCAAGUCAUCCGAAGCAUCCAAUAUCAAGGCCGCUCUCAAGAAGAUUAUCGGGGAUGCCACGUCGCACGGGUCUCUUGAUGAUGAGGAUGGUGAAGUAGCAUUCGGCCAAGAUGGCCGCAAAUUCCUGAACUACGAUUUAGAGGCCUUGUAUGCCUUCUGCAAAGCGCAACGGUGCGAUCAUAUCUUUGUCGCCUUCCAGGACAGUGAAGGAUUUGACAGCGCUCUCCUCUCAGAUCUGGUCACCCUCUUCAAUUCGUGGCGACCCAAAAUCCCUUUCACGUUGGUAUUUGGCAUCGCUACGUCGGUAGAGCUUCUUCAAGCUCGUCUACUCAAAUCCGCAUGCCAGUAUCUGUAUGGUGCCCAGUUUGAUGUUGUACAGACCAGCACCAUCCUCGAGCAGGUUUUCAAGCCGGCCAUAGCGGCAACGGAUGCAGCCCUGGCUCUUGGUCCGACAUUACUGCAAAGCUUAGUCGACCGACAACAAGACCAGGUCGCCAGCAGUCAGACCUUUAUUGCAUCCAUCAAGUACGCAUACAUGUGCCAUUUCUACGCCAACCCGUUGAGUGUUUUUUCCUUGGAAGACGACGAGAUGAACAGCGAGCUUGUUCAGGACGGCCACUUGGAAGCGUUCCGCUCGCUCCCUUCGUUCCGACGCGAAGUUGAAAACGCCGUUGAGGCCAAGGAUCUCAGAUUAGCGAGGUCGUUACUAGAAGACGACGAUCUAUUGCGGGAAAGGAUCUUUGACGUUCCUGGCAAGAAACGGGAGUGGUCUACCGGUCUCCUUCGCUCGCUUAAGCUGGUCCAGGCCACCGGUAUACUUCAAGACGACUUCUCUUCAAUGUAUAUGAAAGCGGUAGCCGAGGGCAUCACCCUUUCGUCCGAGGGCUGGGAUAUCGUUGAAAGCAUCAAGCGGAUGCAAGCGGAUGACUUUGUCUCGAUGCUGCAACGUGUUCAAACGACCGUAGCCAGCGGCGACAGCCAACUGUGUCUUGCCGCAUGGGCAUCCGAGGCCGGGGACCUGCCGGCUGUUGUACAGACUUGUCUAGCCGAUUCAAAGGAGCUUCUCGGCAGGGCCCAGGAGAACGUCACUACAUUGCGGAGCGCGUACAGCGGCCAUAGCAGGGUGCUCCGCACAACGGUUGUCGCUCAAAAGGUGCAGCUAAGCCACGACUCGGCCGCCCUCUCCGAUGACGACAAAGCCUUCACCAGUAUCGUCGACCGCGUUGCAGGGCUCUUCCAAGACGUCAUUCAAUGCGAGCCCGCCGCAAAUGUUUUCCUACACGAGACAUGGCUGUACGAUUCCAAGACACCCCACCGGGAUGUUUUCAUCCCACGCCCUCAAGACGUUUUUGAGCGCAGCCUCACUCGGCCGCAGGACUACCUUGCCUGCUCUUGCUGCACUACCCAGGAGGGUCUUUCAACGACACUUCCCGCGACGUCCCUACUUUAUCACCUCUACUUGGAAACGGGCAACCUCAUCAACGUUGCAGAUUUGUGGUCCGCCUUCUACGCCAUGGUGGGCAGCGGGGGAGGCAGCGAUGGUGAUGUGGACAGCGAUGGAAACGCCGAUGAGCGUGCGGCGUUGGUACUCUUUUAUCGGGGCCUGGCCGAGCUAAAGGCCCUUGGCUUUGUCAAGAUGAGCAAAAAGAAGACGGACCACAUCGCCAAGCUCAAGUGGCUGUAG
Molecule: messenger RNA, 3957 nt
Organism: Colletotrichum karsti
Lineage: Eukaryota; Fungi; Ascomycota; Sordariomycetes; Glomerellales; Glomerellaceae
Product: origin recognition complex subunit
Exons: 12
Coding region: 1-3957 (1318 amino acids)
Biological process (GO): DNA replication; DNA replication initiation
Cellular component (GO): DNA replication preinitiation complex; nuclear pre-replicative complex; nuclear origin of replication recognition complex
Molecular function (GO): DNA replication origin binding
Source: RefSeq, a predicted model, not a curated record